AUGGGAUCGGUGCGAAAUGGAUCGGACGCGACUGCGGCAAAGAAGAAAGAGGAACCAGCAGUAUCGAGGAGAUUUUGGGUCGAGGAGAAUGGAGAACACUUUCACCACCUCAAAGGCGCAAAACGGCAGGACAAGUUGACAGAUAUAUUCCGCGAUCUGAUGCUAGGCAAGAAGAAGGACCACCACGACGAGCAGCCACUGUCACUCAUGUCAACCUGGGUCGACCAGAUCAAGAGCGAAAAGGACAAGUUGGCCAAGGAGAAGAAGGACGGUCCUAACGCCGCGGCAUCGUUGGUACAGAAAUACGGCAAAUGCCAGGAAAUUGUCGGUCGCGGCGCAUUCGGAAUUGUGCGCAUUGCUCACAAAGCGGACCCGAACAACUCAAAACAGGAGCAACUUUACGCUGUCAAGGAGUUUCGUCGAAGACCUCAGGAGGACUCGAAGAAGUACAGCAAACGACUCAACUCGGAAUUCUGCAUCUCUUCGUCACUACGGCACCCGAACGUCAUCCACACUCUGGACUUGCUCGAAGAUGCAAAAGGAGACUACUGCGAAGUCAUGGAGUUCUGCGCUGGCGGGGAUCUCUACUCAUUGGUACUUGCAAACGGCAAGCUGGACGUCCUCGAGGCCGACUGCUACUUUGCGCAGCUCAUGCGCGGAGUAGAAUAUAUCCACGAAAUGGGCGUCGCGCACCGCGACUUGAAACCAGAGAACCUCCUCCUCACCACCCACGGAGCUCUGAAGAUCACAGACUUUGGCAAUGGCGAGUGCUUCCGCAUGGCGUGGGAAACAGAACCACACAUGACAGCAGGAGUUUGCGGCAGUGCUCCGUACAUAGCUCCUGAGGAAUACACCGACAAGGAGUUCGACCCACGUGCAGUUGACGUUUGGGCUUGCGGUGUCAUCUACAUGGCCAUGCGGACCGGCAGACAUCUCUGGCGAGUGGCCAAGAAGGAUGAAGACGAAUUCUACGAAAACUACAUUCGCGGCAGAAAGAGUGAGGAGGGCUAUGCUCCGAUCGAGACACUGCAUAGGGCUCGCUGUCGUAACGUCAUUUAUAGCAUCCUCGACCCGAACGCCAGCCGCCGAAUCAGCGCCCACCAGGUCCUCAACUCCGAGUGGGGAAAGGGCAUCAAGCUCUGUAAAGCCGGCGAGCAAGGCUUAUAA
Molecule: messenger RNA, 1167 nt
Organism: Zymoseptoria tritici IPO323
Lineage: Eukaryota; Fungi; Ascomycota; Dothideomycetes; Mycosphaerellales; Mycosphaerellaceae
Exons: 2
Coding region: 1-1167 (388 amino acids)
Biological process (GO): intracellular monoatomic cation homeostasis; protein phosphorylation; intracellular signal transduction
Molecular function (GO): ATP binding; protein serine/threonine kinase activity
Source: RefSeq, a predicted model, not a curated record